Molecule: messenger RNA, 978 nt
Organism: Nymphaea colorata (pocket water lily)
Lineage: Eukaryota; Viridiplantae; Streptophyta; Magnoliopsida; Nymphaeales; Nymphaeaceae
Product: LOB domain-containing protein 1-like
Exons: 2
Coding region: 189-779 (196 amino acids)
Source: RefSeq, a predicted model, not a curated record
GUGGCUGCGCCGCCCGAGGACGGCGAACCGGGCGAGGAAUUGAGAGCGUUCCCCUAUAUAAAGGCAGCGGCCCUCUUGGUCCCCAGAACAGUAUUUCUAAAGCAGGGAAAGGAAGCAGCAGUAGUGGUCGAGCAACCGCUGCACUUUUUUUUCUUUUCCCCUUCAUCUCCCUCCCUCCCUCUCCAAAGAUGCAAUCGAGCGAGUCAUUGUCGUCUUCCUCCCUUUCUUCUCCAACGUCUCCCUUACCUGCUCCUCCUGCUCCAAUCGCCUCUCCCUGUGCUGCAUGUAAGAUUCUCCGGCGCCGGUGCGUUGAGCAAUGCGUCCUGGCGCCAUACUUUCCGCCGACCGAUCCCCAGAAGUUCAUUACGGCUCACCGGGUUUUUGGUGCCAGUAAUAUCAUUAAGCUCCUUCAGGAUCUUCCUGAAUCACAGAGGGCAGAUGCUGUGCGCAGCUUGGUUUAUGAAGCAAAUGCUCGGAGCAGGGACCCUGUCUACGGCUGCGCCGGCGCAAUCUUCCAGCUGCAGAAGCAACUGAGCGAGCUUCAGUCGCGGUUGGCGAUGGCGCAGGCGGAGAUCCUCAACAUGCAGAUGCAGCAAGCCAAUAUGGUGGCCUUCCUCUGCAUGGAGACGGCGCAAUCCCAGCAGGCAAUUUCACAACCGAGUGAUACAUUUUCCGGCAACAAUAGUCCCAGCGGCUACCAACUUCAAUUUCAGCAGGGAAUUGGUGGAUUCUUGGAUGAUGCUGCUGCUGGAGCGCAGUUGGAGCCUCUGUGGACCUGAUCAAGCUCUCCCUGAUUCUCCGAAUCAUGUAGCUAAUUUUGUACAGUUUGGAUGAAAUUUUUGAAAAUGAACAAGGAUUUUGGAUCGAAUUUGGCCGUCUGUAUUUUAGAGGCUAAUUUGGCGAGUCUUGAUGAUGUGCCAACAUGAAUAAAUUGUGAUUACAGCUCAGCGAUGAGGAAGUAAAUCAAUUCUGAAUGCU